Messenger RNA from Lontra canadensis (Northern American river otter), 2185 nucleotides. It is a transcript of the gene FBXL2, whose product is annotated as F-box and leucine rich repeat protein 2. Gene Ontology annotation, cellular component: SCF ubiquitin ligase complex. The record is from RefSeq and is a predicted model, not a curated record. Gene Ontology annotation, biological process: SCF-dependent proteasomal ubiquitin-dependent protein catabolic process. Lineage: Eukaryota; Metazoa; Chordata; Mammalia; Carnivora; Mustelidae. Bases 76 to 1347 code for a protein of 423 amino acids. Gene Ontology annotation, molecular function: protein binding. The transcript is spliced from 15 exons.
UGGCGUCACCAGGACAACGGGCGUUGCCGGCGGCUUGUGACUUCGGGCUGUGGGCGCGCUCGCAGCUCUUCAGCCAUGGUUUUCUCAAAUAAUGACGAAGGCCUUAUUAACAAAAAGUUACCCAAAGAACUUCUGUUAAGAAUAUUUUCCUUCUUGGAUAUAGUAACUUUGUGCCGAUGUGCACAGAUUUCCAAGGCCUGGAACAUCCUAGCCCUGGAUGGAAGCAACUGGCAAAGAAUAGACCUUUUUAACUUUCAAACAGAUGUAGAGGGUCGAGUGGUGGAAAAUAUCUCCAAGCGAUGCGGUGGAUUCCUGAGGAAGCUCAGCUUGCGAGGCUGCAUUGGUGUUGGGGAUUCCUCCCUGAAGACCUUUGCACAGAACUGCAGAAACAUUGAACAUUUAAACCUCAAUGGGUGCACCAAAAUCACUGACAGCACAUGUUAUAGCCUUAGCAGAUUCUGUUCCAAGCUCAAACAUCUGGAUCUGACCUCCUGUGUGUCCAUUACAAACAGCUCCUUAAAGGGGAUCAGUGAGGGCUGCCGAAACCUGGAGUACCUGAACCUCUCUUGGUGUGACCAGAUCACGAAGGAUGGCAUUGAGGCACUGGUGCGAGGUUGCCGAGGCCUGAAAGCCCUGCUCCUGAGGGGCUGCACACAGUUAGAAGAUGAAGCUCUGAAACACAUUCAGAAUUACUGCCAUGAGCUUGUGAGCCUCAACUUACAGUCCUGCUCACGCAUUACAGAUGAAGGUGUCGUGCAGAUAUGCAGGGGCUGCCAUCGGCUACAGGCUCUUUGCCUUUCUGGCUGCAGCAACCUCACAGACGCCUCUCUCACGGCCCUGGCUUUGAACUGCCCAAGACUUCAGAUUUUGGAGGCUGCCCGAUGUUCCCAUUUGACUGAUGCAGGCUUUACACUUUUAGCUCGGAAUUGCCAUGACCUGGAGAAGAUGGAUCUUGAAGAAUGCAUCCUGAUCACCGACAGCACACUCAUCCAGCUCUCUGUCCACUGUCCUAAACUGCAAGCCCUGAGUCUGUCCCACUGUGAGCUCAUCACAGAUGACGGGAUCCUGCACCUGAGCAACAGCACCUGUGGUCACGACAGGCUGCGGGUACUGGAACUGGACAACUGCCUCCUCAUCACCGACGUGGCCCUGGAGCACCUGGAGAACUGCCGCGGCCUGGAGCGCCUCGAGUUGUACGACUGCCAGCAGGUUACCCGCGCAGGCAUCAAGCGGAUGCGGGCUCAGCUCCCUCAUGUCAAAGUCCAUGCCUACUUUGCUCCUGUCACCCCCCCGACAGCAGUGGGAGGAAGUGGACAGCGACUGUGCAGGUGCUGUGUCAUUCUCUGACGGCGACUGCCUGAGUCCAAGGCACGAUGAGGUGUCCCUUCCUCCAGAGAAGACCAGGGUCUUCCUGCUCCGCCUUCACCCAGAUCUCUUGGUUCUCCAUUGGGAAAGACAUUUACAGGUAAAAGACUUCAGUAGGGAUUGCAGUAACUCUGGUGAUAGUUUUCACCUUCAUUCUGCUACGAUACAAUCGAAUCAAAGCCUUGUGUCUGCCAGCACAUGGCAAGAGUGGUCUCAGCACAGCCUGGACCACAAAGGAGACCUGGAUCUCUUAAGAGGUGGGUGCCUUCUUAGGUACCAGCGUCCUGCUGUUGGCUUUGUCAGCACUCCUUAGACCAUCAGUGUUAGCACAAACUGAGCAGAAAGACCAAGCUGUUGAUUUUCUACCUGAUACUGAAGCCAGUGGCCUACUUUAAUUCACAGUGAUUUCAUUUGGAUUAGCAGGACUUUUCCACUUUGAAGAUGAAAUAGUAACUUUCUCAAAGUGACCUGUACUGCAAAUUUGUGAUACCUGAGAGUUUUAUAUGUAGACUUAGGUGGAAGGCAAGUUAGGUUUCCGUGAGACACCAAAGAAAUGAGGACUCUGAACUGGGUGGAGCAGGGCCUUCACCUUUCUAUCAACUUGUCAUACACUCUUUCGGGGACCAAAAGCUAGACAGAAACAACCGAGUCUGUGUUGCCUGACUGGAAAUAAGCUGUGGCAGGUGCUACUGCAGAGUGCAUUUUUGUUCUAGGAGAAAAGCUAAUCGUGUCAUCUCUCAUAAAAUUUGGGGGACCUUAAAGAAAUAGAAUUAAGGCUUAAGUUAUCUAUAAUAUAUAUAAUCAAUUAAAAAUAAUGAAU